Nannizzia gypsea CBS 118893 is the source of this 504-nucleotide messenger RNA. RefSeq lists its product as hypothetical. Bases 1 to 504 code for a protein of 167 amino acids. NCBI's taxonomy places the organism in Eukaryota, Fungi, Ascomycota, Eurotiomycetes, Onygenales, Arthrodermataceae. The transcript has 2 exons. The record is from RefSeq and is a predicted model, not a curated record.
AUGAGCCGCAGGGCAAACAAUCUCUCUUAUGAGAAGCCGGAGCCGUCGUUCCUCCGUAAACUGAGGAAUCAAUAUGGAGAUGGCGGCGAACAUCACCGGAGCCGCCCAAGUCCACGUCCUACCAAGUCUAAAUAUGCUGAAGACGAAGAUGACGGGCCUACUUAUGUUGAUGAAGAUAGCAACGAAGUCAUCUCGAAGGAGAAAUAUUUAGAGAUGGUAGCGGGCCCAAAGGGUGAUACUGAGGAAAACGAAGCCGGAGAGAAUGGGCAACCUACGAAAGCUACCGCAGGUGAAGGAGCUGAACCGGAAGCAGAAACUCGAGCUUCCAAGUCCAAGCAGAAUGUGGCAGAGAUAGGAGCGUCGAAAAAGAGGAAGCAGGGAAAGGUUGUAGGAGGCGGCGAUGUUCCCGAGGAUCAAGAGAGAUCCCAGGCUCAGACUGAAGCGCCGAAGAGGAAGAAGAACACAAAGAAGAAGAUCAAGCUCUCGUUUGAUGACGAGGAAUGA